AUGGAGUCCUCCUCAAAAUUCUAUGCUUAUCUCAUCAUUUGCAUGCUUUUCAUCUCUUCAGCUACACCUAUUCUUGGUUGUGGCUAUUGUGGAAAACCACAUAAAAAACACAAACCAGGUAAAAAACCAAUCGUCACUCCACCUAUCGUUAAACCACCAACCGUUAAACCACCAACUGUUAAACCACCUGUCACAAUACCACCUAUCACACUCCCUCCAGUUGUACCUCUUCCACCUCUUCCAGUCCCUCCCGUCACUGUUCCUCCGGUUGUACCUCUUCCUCAUGUUCCAAUCCCUCCAGUCACCGUUCCUCCAGUUGUACCUCUUCCGCAUGUUCCUCUUCCGCAUGUUCCAAUCCCUCCAGUCACAGUUCCUCCAGUUGUACCUCUUCCGCAUGUUCCAAUCCCACCAGUCACAGUCCCUCCAGUUGUACCUCUUCCACAUGUUCCAAUCCCUCCAGUCACCAUUCCUCCGGUGCUUAAUCCACCGAGCAAAGGAGGGAGUUCAUGUCCACCACCAUCAGCUGCACCUACGCCUACACCAUCACAAGAAACUUGUCCAAUUGACACAUUGAAACUAGGUGCUUGUGUUGACUUACUUGGUGGUUUGGUUCACAUUGGACUUGGUGACCCUGCUGUCAACAAGUGUUGUCCUCUUCUUCAAGGACUUGCUGAAAUCCAAGCUGCUGCAUGUCUUUGCACAACUCUUAAGAUUAAGCUUCUUAACCUUAAUAUCUAUGUUCCACUUGCUCUUCAGCUUCUUUUGUCUUGUGGAAAAACUCCACCUCCCGGUUACACUUGUUCCCUCUAA
This is a messenger RNA of Vicia faba (fava bean), 810 nucleotides long. The record is from the annotation of a GenBank genome assembly. Lineage: Eukaryota; Viridiplantae; Streptophyta; Magnoliopsida; Fabales; Fabaceae.